GAGGCAACAGAGCCGAAAAAACCCAAUGCGCACACCCUUCCGACCCAGCGCUACCCCCGACGCGCACUCCGUCGAUCACCUGCCGCGCGCCUCCUCGCCCGACGCCAACCCUCUCCUUCACCGGCUCCUCCCCGCGUGCACCACCCUCCCCUCGCUCCGCGCCCUCCAUGCACGCCUGCUCGCACACGGCCUCCUCCGCGGCCUCCGCGCUCACACCAAGCUGCUCAGCUGCUACGCCGCGCUCGGCGACCUCGCCUCCGCGCGCAGGGUGCUCGAUGAAACCCCCCACCCGGACGCCUACACCUACAAGGUCGCGCUCGGGUGGCACGCCGCCGCGGGGCGCCACGCGGAGGCCGUCGCGGUCCACCGGGACAUGCGGCGGCGGUGCCCCGCGGAGCAGGAGGACGUCGUCGUGUUGUCCCUCGCGCUCAAGGCCGCUGUCAGAUCGGCAGACUUCGGCUAUGGCAGGCGGCUGCAUUGUGACGUCGUCAAGGCCGGCGGUGGAGAUUUGUUUGUGAUGAACAAUUUGGUUGACAUGUAUGCCAAAGGUGGCGAUUUGAAGAACGCCAGGAAGGUGUUCGACAGGAUUCCUGACCGGAACGUAGUGUCAUGGACAUCCAUGCUGAGCGGGUGCCUGCAGAAUGGUUUGGCCAAAGAAGGACUGGUGCUUUUCAAUGAGAUGAGGCAAGAAAGUAUUCUGCCAAGUGAGUACACAAUGGCGAGCGUGCUCAUGGCUUGCACCAUGCUGGGUAGUUUACACCAAGGGAGGCUGAUUCAUGGGUCAGUGAUGAAACAUGGCUUGGUCUCUAACCAUUUCAUAACUGCAGCUAUGCUGGAUAUGUAUGUCAAGUGUGGAGAGGCAGAGGAUGCUCGGCAGGUAUUUGAUGAGCUCAGUUUCGUAGACCUUGUUCUGUGGACGACAAUGAUAGUGGGGUAUACGCAGAAUGGGAGUCCUCUCGACGCACUACUUCUGUUUGUUGACGACAAAUUUAUGCGCAUUGUUCCUAAUUCAGUAACCAUAGCAACUGUUCUUUCAGCUUCUGCUCAGUUACGCAACUUGUCUCUGGGAAGGUCAAUUCAUGGGAUAUCAGUUAAGUUAGGUGCAGUUGAAAACGACGUGGUGAUGAAUGCACUUGUCGAUAUGUAUGCGAAGUGUAAAGCACUGUCAGACGCCAAAGGCAUAUUUGGAAGAGUUUUGAACAAGGAUGUUGUCACAUGGAAUUCAUUGAUCGCUGGCUAUGCCGAGAAUGACAUGGGCAGUGAUGCUCUGAUGCUAUUCAGUCACAUGAGGGUGCAGGGUUCUUUGCCUGAUGCCAUCUCUGUGGUAAACGCCUUGUCAGCUUGUGUUUGUUUGGGUGAUCUACUUAUUGGUAAAUGUUUCCAUACUUAUGCUGUCAAGCACGCAUUUAUGUCCAACAUUUAUGUCAACACUGCUCUGCUGAAUCUGUACAACAAGUGUGCUGAUCUCCCAUCUGCUCAGAGGGUGUUCAGUGAAAUGAAUGACCGUAAUACUGUCACUUGGGGUGCUAUGAUUGGCGGUUAUGGUAUGCAGGGUGAUUCUGCUGGCUCUAUUGAUCUUUUCAAUGAAAUGCUGAAGGACAAUAUCCAACCAAAUGAAGCAGUAUUCACAAGUAUCCUUUCGACUUGUAGUCACACUGGAAUGGUUACUGUAGGGAAGAAGUGUUUCGAAAGCAUGGCACACUAUUUCAACAUCACUCCCUCCAUGAAGCAUUAUGCAUGUAUGGUUGAUGUGCUCGCCCGUGCUGGAAAUCUGGAGGAAGCAUUGGAGUUCAUACAGAAGAUGCCAAUGCAAGCAGACACUAGUAUCUGGCAAGCUUUUCUCCAUGGGUGCAAGCUCCAUUCCAGGUUAGAAUUUGCAGAAGAGGCUGUCAAUCGGAUGAUGGUUCUUCAUCCUGACACACCAGAUUUUUGUGUGAUGAUGUCUAACUUGUAUACCUCCUAUGGGAGGUGGGAUAAGUCUCUUGCUAUCAGGAAGUUGAUGAAGGAAAGAGGACUAGUCAAGCUGCCCGGGUGCAGCUCUGUGGGACUUGAAAAUGGAUGAAUCAAAUCCUCUCUGAAGUAUGAACACAAAAGGUCACAGAGUUAUAUUAUAUUUUCAGACCUGAUCAGUCCAUAUCAAGCUAUUUUUUAUUCAGGAAAAUUCCUCUUAAAUUUGUAUGUCAUGGGUACACAAAAUUGUGUGGCAGGGGAAUAGAAAGUCCAGAAAAUAAUAAAUUAAAUGUGCACAGAGAGUAUGGUGGCAAGAAGGCCAAAGAAGCAAAACAAGGAUGGAGUAGUUGUAAUUGCUGUGUCGAGUGUGCUGUCUGGUUCCUGGGAAUCAGGUAGCUCAGAUGUUGGAAUGAAGCCUGAGAAAGGGAGGUUAAUGGGUAAGCUCGGUUUUGGGAACGAAACCUAAGAGAUAAGGAACCGAGUAAGUGGUUGUCAACUUGUCACAGCACUCUACUCUUUAGUUCGCAAGGUUGUUCAUGUUGAAGCUACAUUGUGACAUUAGAUAUUCAGACUGCGUUGAGCCGUUUUUGUCAAAACCAAUGUUUAUGUUCAUCUGCUGCUGGCUGCAAUCUCAAUGCUAUAGCAACAUCAACACCUCUAGUAGUUGCAUUUGCAUGGAGGUUGGGCUCAUCUGAGCUCAUGAAUAACCUUUGUUUGCCCUGAGCACAGGCCAAAUUGUCCCACCUAUAUCCUGAAUGACAUCUAGGUUCUGACCGCGAGAGGCCAAGAACUAAGCAGGAAGAACACAAUUCCCUUGUGGGAAAUGGCAGGCAUCUGCUGAAGAUAUUGCCAUGACUAGAGACAAAGCAGCCCUCGCUGAUACACUGCAGUUCUUUCAGCAUUUUGGGAAUAAAGAGCUACCCCAGUAACUUUCCUUGAGAAUGCAUGGUGUAGAAGUAAUAAAAUGUUAUAGGGAAAGCAAGCAAUAAAGAUUGUGUUUGCUUCUAGCAAUUCUGGGCAACAUUUUUAACCAUAUUUUCUUGUGCAGAAGUCAUAAUUUAUUCUGUAGCCCACAUCUUACGCCAAUUGGCAAUCUGAUACAA
Messenger RNA from Brachypodium distachyon (stiff brome), 3053 nucleotides. RefSeq names its product pentatricopeptide repeat-containing protein At2g03380, mitochondrial. Gene Ontology annotation, molecular function: protein binding; RNA binding. NCBI's taxonomy places the organism in Eukaryota, Viridiplantae, Streptophyta, Magnoliopsida, Poales, Poaceae. The transcript is spliced from 2 exons. Bases 26 to 2062 code for a protein of 678 amino acids. The record is from RefSeq and is a predicted model, not a curated record. Gene Ontology annotation, biological process: RNA modification.